This is a messenger RNA of Cavia porcellus (domestic guinea pig), 5709 nucleotides long. It is a transcript of the gene Tlr6, whose product is annotated as toll like receptor 6. Bases 548 to 2938 code for a protein of 796 amino acids. Gene Ontology annotation, molecular function: transmembrane signaling receptor activity; lipopeptide binding; Toll-like receptor 2 binding. The transcript has 2 exons. The record is from RefSeq and is a predicted model, not a curated record. Gene Ontology annotation, cellular component: plasma membrane; Toll-like receptor 2-Toll-like receptor 6 protein complex. Lineage: Eukaryota; Metazoa; Chordata; Mammalia; Rodentia; Caviidae. Gene Ontology annotation, biological process: inflammatory response; immune response; cellular response to diacyl bacterial lipopeptide.
AGGUAUGGCUAAAUAUGUAUGUCUUUCCUUGAAAGUUGAUUUUUUGAGAAAAAAUUGUGGGUUUAAGGUUAUUUUGUCUUAAAUUAUCUAAUGAAAAAAUUUUUGCACAAAAAAUUGCUUCUUCUGGUAGAUAUAAUUAUUCUGGAAAGGUUAAAUAUGGGGACAAUAAAGAACAGGGCAGUGCCAUAAUAUCCCAUUCCGCUGACAAUUUAAUAUUCAUCCUGAAAACUUAAGAGAUAAAAUUUAUCUUAGAAAAAUAAUUUUCUUUACACUGAACUUUUUAGAAAUUGCCUGCUGAUGUGAAUUUAAACUUGCCCUGUAAUCUUGGGGAAAGUUUACAUGUAGGUGUAAUUCCAGUAAGGGCCAAUAGGUGGUACCAAACCACUUCUAAGGCGUUGCUUUACGUAAAUUUCAGGACCUGGUUUUUCAAGCACGUACUUUUCCGUGCAUUUAGAGGUUACUUUCUCUUCUGAAAAAUAGAAGUAGAUCUUGGCCUCAAACCAGAGAGUUCUGAAGAGCAGCUACCCUUCAGAACCACCACUGCAUCAUGACCCAAGACAGAGAACCUGUUUUCAGAAUCUUUCUUUUAGUUUGCCUCAUGGCUUUAAUAGUUGGAACCAUAACUCAGAUCUGUGAAGAAAGUGAAUUUCAAGUGUGCAUGUCAAAAAAUAACCUUACUCAUGUUCCAAAAAACCUGCCACCAACAACCAAAAGCUUAGAUAUAUCUCAAAACCACAUAUCUGAACUUCAGAUCUCUGACAUCAGCUUUUUGUCAGGGCUCAACAUUCUGAAACUUUCCUAUAAUAGAAUCCAGAGACUUGAUUUGCGUGUUUUCAAAUUCAAUCAAGAUUUGGAGCAUUUGGAUUUAUCUCAUAAUCAGCUGCAAAAGAUGUCCUGCUACCCUGUGGUGAGUUUGAAACAUUUAGACCUCUCAUUCAAUGAUUUUGAUGUGCUGCCCAUCUGCAUGGAAUUUGGCAACCUGACACAACUCAGUUUCCUAGGACUCAGUGCUGUGAAGUUUCAACAAUUAGAUCUGCUACCAAUUGCUCACUUGAACCUAAAUUACCUUCUUCUGGUUUUGGGAGAUAGUUAUGUGGAGGAAAAUGUAAGAGAGAAUCUUCAAAUUCUGACUACAGAAACACUUCACUUGGUUUUUCACCCAAAUAGUUUCUUCUCUGUCCAGGCAAACAUAUCAAUUAAUACUUUAGGGUGCUUACAACUCAGUAAUAUUAAACUGAAUGAUGGGAAUUGUCAAGUUUUUGUUGAGUUUUUAUUAGGACUCACUAGAGGUCCAACAUUAUUGAAUCUUACUCUCAAUCAUAUGGAAACCCCUUGGACUUGCUUGGUUAGGAUUUUUAAAUACCUUUGGCCCAGACCUGUGGAAUAUCUCAACAUUUACCAUUUAACAAUAGAUGAAAAGGUUGAAGAUGUACAGUUUAUUUAUCCUAAUACAACCUUGAAAUCCUUGAAACUAGAACAUAUUACAAAGCGAGUUUUUCUUUUUUCACAGACAGUAUUAUACAGAGUGUUCUCGGAGAUGAAUAUUAUGAUGCUAACCAUAUCAGACUCACCUCUGGUUCACAUGCUGUGUCCUAAUGCACCCAGCACAUUUACGUUUUUGAACUUUAGCCAAAAUGUGUUCACAGAUAGUGUUUUUGACUCCUGUUCCACUUUAGUGAAGCUACAGACACUUAUCUUGCAAAAGAACAGUUUAAAAAACCUUUUCAAAGUAAGCCUUAUGACUAAAAAUAUGACAUCCUUAGAAAUACUGGACGUUAGCUGGAAUUCACUAGGAUCUGAUGCACACAGAGAAGACUGCACUUGGAUUAAGAGUAUAGUGGUGUUAAAUUUGUCUUCAAAUACACUUACUGAUUCUGUAUUCAGAUGCUUACCUCCCAAAGUCAAGGUACUUGAUCUUCACAACAAUAGAAUAACGAACAUCCCUAAGGAUGUCACCGCUCUGGAGUCUUUGCAAGAACUCAAUGUUGCUUUCAAUUCUUUAGCCGACCUUCCCGGAUGUGGCACCUUCCGCAGCCUUUCUGCACUGAUCAUUGACCAUAAUUCUAUUUCCCAUCCAACAACUGAUUUCUUCCAAAGCUGCCAGGAGAUGAGGUCAGUGAAAGCAGGCAACAACCCAUUCCAGUGCACAUGUGAGUUAAGAGAAUUCAUCAAAAAUAUGGACCAAGUGUCAAGAGAAGUGGUAUGGGACUGGCCUGAUUCUUACAAGUGUCACUAUCCAGAAAGUCAUAAGGGAAUCCUGCUGAAGGACUUCCACGUGUCUCCACUAUCCUGCAAUAAAACUCUGCUUAUCAUUACGAUUGUGACCACUGUGCUGGUGUUGGCUGCUAGCGUGACCUUCCUGUGCUGCUAUUUCGAUCUGCCCUGGUAUGUCAGGAUGAUGUGUCAGUGGACCCAGACGCGGCGCAGGGCCAGGAACGUCCCCUUAGAGGAGCUCCAGAGAAAUCUUCAGUUUCAUGCUUUUAUUUCAUACAGUGGACACGAUUCUGCCUGGGUGAAGAAUGAAUUACUACCAAACCUUGAAAAAGAAAAUUUACAGAUCUGCCUCCAUGAGAGGAACUUUAUUCCUGGCAAGAGCAUUGUGGAAAAUAUCAUCACUUGCAUUGAGAAGAGUUACAAGUCCAUCUUUGUUCUGUCUCCUAACUUUAUCCAGAGCGAGUGGUGCCAUUACGAACUCUACUUUGCCCACCACAAGCUCUUCCAUGGAGGGUCUGACAACUUAAUCCUAAUCUUGCUGAAACCCAUUCCAGAGAACAACAUUCCUAGGAAUUAUCACAAGCUGAGGGCUCUCAUGGCACAGCGGACUUACCUGGAAUGGCCGACAGAGAAAAGCAAACAUGGACUUUUUUGGGCUAACAUUAGAGCUGCUUUCAAUAUUAAGUUAACACUGGUCACUGACAAUGAUGAGGUGAAACUUUAAAGUGAGGAAACCCAACUUAAGAGAGCUAGACUCUGAUGAGCACGAUGGUUCUAAGUUACACGUGGAGGGGCUUCCAUUUGUUUUUCAUAUUUGUUUUUCCAUUUGUUUUUCAUCUGGGGAAGAGUUCAUGAAAACCUUAUUCCACCUGAGCUGGGGAAUUGGCCUGCGAGUGAAGGUGCUUAUUUUGCACAUGAGCUACAGCUCAUUCUGGUUUAACUAUUUCUUUUCACAUUGAAAUAGCCAUUUCUGAGUAAUUGCUCAGUCUUCCAGAGAGAUUUCCUUUCUCCCCUUUCUUUCCCAACUGGAUUCUGUGUGAUCAAGAGCCUGUGUAGCUUCAGGUCAGGAAGAAAUGAAUCAAGAUCAGAAUUGGCUCAUGGUCCUUUGGUUGAGCCAUGGAUUUCAUUGGCCUCUGUGUGAGCUUUAUUAUCCUGCUCAGCUUGGGGCUUGAGGGAAAAAAUUAUUCUUGUGUUGGAAUAUAAGAAAGCAUGUUUUUUCCAAAUCUGGGUAAUAGUUUUAAUUUUUUGAUCCUGAUACAAAGAUGUGACUAUCCAGUGGAGACUCAUGGCAUAAAAACGUAUGUAUAUAAAGAGAAAUAAAAGAUAUGGGUGUACUUGCUUCCCAAGGAAAUGUGGGGCCAAACUUAUUCAUAUGUGUAACUACAUAUUGAAUGGGGUUUUUCUUGUUACUUAGAAUUCGAGCUCAUGCCCAGAGGUAGCCUGGACACUUCCACUUUGGUUAAACCACUGUAGUUUGGAUUCCUCUGAUAGAGCAUCUUAUUCUAUACCCUUAGGAACACAGACAUCUGUUACACAGAAUAAUGGACAAUGGACAGCUCCCCUCUGAUGACAGGACCUGUGUGUCCCCCACUGCGACCUGGAACAGAGCACCUGCCAUCCCAAGCCACUGCUGUCUCUUACCUGUACAAGUGUCAAAUGGCCUUUUCACUGACCUCCUUGCCCCUACACUUGCCACCAUGGCAAUCAGAGUGAUUUAAGGUGUACAUUAUACUAAACAUUCCCUGCUUAAAACCUUCAAAUGACCUACCUUCCCUAGUAAUGGGAUAAAAGUCAAACCUUUCCUGGUGGCCAGGACCUGUCGUGAUCUGCAUUUCUCCCCUGAACUCGCCUGUCUCCCCUGUCCCUCUUGCCCUCCCUCUUGUCCCUGUUGCUUCUGGAUGCUCUGAAGGCUUCACACUGGCUUCCACCUGGGUCACCAGUGCUCUUGGUGGGAGCCAUUUUCCAGAGCCAGUGUAGCUGUCCUCACCAUUAGCAACUCACUCGGAUACCACCGGGGCAGGGAGCCCUGUUGUCCUCUGGUGGCCUUCACAGCACUCUGUGCACUUAUCUUUUUCCUGCUUUCCUCCACUCACUGUAAGCACAAGAAAAUGGGAACCUACUCGAGAGUUCACUGCUACUCCUCAGUGUGUGACCCACAGCAAGUAGACAGUUGUUGUAGUCAGGGGUUGUAAGGAGAACGAGAUGAUACAGGACACAUAAUUUAUAGUAUUAUUUUUGGUAGUCAGGGUCAAAUACAAGAAGUAAAGAAAAUUAAGUCCUGAGGAAAAUCCAGACCUCGGUUAGAUCCAGAGUGACAAGCUUCUCCUGGAGAUUGAACAGCGUAACAUCUUCCCCUCUGGAGCCCAGAAGCAAUGCUCAAAAUAAGGACCAAAGAUCCCCCAAAGUGAACCGCAGCUAUUCUCAGCAACAAGGUCAUGAGCUUCUUCGAUGAUAACAGCCAAGUUCAUAUUAGGGGAGCCAGCACGACCAGCGCCUCCAGGAGAACCAACAACCCCCACAACAACACCACUUAGGAGAUCCCACAAUGCUACUCUUUCUCUCCAGGUCUCCUUUUUAUACUGACAACAGUUCUCAGGUGAGCAUUCUACACUCAGCACCGCACUGAUUCAGUUCAGCUGGUGUUUAAGUUGACCACCAGUUACUAGUCCACUACAACCGUGAAAACCUGCAUGAACAAACAGCCCCAACUGGCCUCAGUGUCAUCACAGUCCUCGAUUUUACUCUAAAGGACCUUGUGGGCCUGGUGCAGCUGGACCGUGGUGGGUGGGCCCUGGCAGGGUCUGCACCGAGCACUUGUUGACCCCGGUGUCCCUGGCCCACUGCUACCUGGAGAGCUGACCUUGGCCUCGAGCACUGGCCAGUUGUGUUCUCCACUGAGGGAUCUGCACUCCUUUCUGCAGCCACUUAAGGAGGUACCAGGACCUCAGGUUUAACCUGAAGCUGGGAGAGAAGUGGGGGCCUUGUUGGGGAGCCCUUGAUUGCCCCCCUGGGGCUCCUCCCUUGCCUGGACCAAGAGCCCUUUUGUUUUAAAGAUCCUAAAAAGGUACACUUAUUUGAUCAGUUCAGACACUGUAUUCAGGGAUUUAAAUAUCACAUUAUACCUCAUAAAUAUGUACAACUUUCAUGUAUUACAAAUUGUUUUAAAAUGCGUAUCUGGAGAGAGGAGGGGGAGAAGAUAAAGAAUUGCGAGGUGUUAUAUGUAUAUACCAACUCUCUAGGAUGGAUUUACGUUUACUAUAUACUGCAAACGUGUAUGAAUAAAUAUAUAUGGGGAAUAAAAAAAAUAUAUCUCAAAAUUGCUCAAAUAGAUUUUUAAACACUUACUGCAAAAAAAUGAUAAGUAUGUGAGGUAGUGAGUAUACCAAUUAGCCUGAUUUAAUUAUUCCCCAAUGUUAUAUACAAUAACAUCAUGUCAUACCCCAUAAAUAUGUGUAUUUGUUAUUUGUCAGGAAUAAAAAUUUAAAUGCUAAAAAA